UUUUGGUUUAAAGAAUCGGUUUUUUCAAGACGCCAUCAAAUGGGCAUUAUAGCGGGCAUCUUAAUCAAUAUAUCCUUUGGCGUACUUCAUGUUUAUUAUUAAUGUCAAACAUUUGCAUCUAAUUGUAAAUUUAAACCAUUGUAAGGAAAUAAAACAAUAAAAUACCUGUACAUAAGAGCUAUCAUUGACUAUUUGUAUAGGAGAAGAAAAAACCAUCACUUCGCUGACAAUAUGAAAACAUAUUCCGAAUGUAUACGCACACCUUCCCAAAUCCAAUUUCCUGAACUUUUUUCCUUUUCUUGCUCUGCUCAACAGUUACAUGAACUACAAGCAUCAGUAUUAUCUUAUGGAAAACUCAACUUACAUAAUCAAAAGAAGCCGAGAACCUUGUGGGCUGAUCAGCUGUCAAAAUUAACCUUACCGAAGUACUACUUUUGCCAUUUUUACGUGAUUGGUUUAGCAACGUCUGUCAUCUGUCUGAUCGAAAUGCUAGCAUGGACACAGUACAAUAAACCGCUUUUAUUGAUCAGCUUACUACAGCGAUUUGACAACGAUGUUGGAAGUCGACAUUUAUCCUUACGCCAAUGUACAGUGGGGUUUACCUUAAUGACAAUUCACCUCAUACGACGUGUUUAUGAGUCAUUUUUGGUUGAAAGGCCUUCGAAAACUGCCACUAUGCAUUUUUCUCAUUAUUUAAUAGGAGUAGGAUUUUAUGGUGCUAUGGUGUUGGGCACGUGGUUAGAAGGCGCCUCCAAUUUUGAAAUAUGGUCGCAUCAAUCGGCCAGAUAUGAUAAUGAGAGCCAACGUGAUGGUUCUUUUGAGAAUAUAACCAUGGUAUUUUCCAUUUUACUAUUUCUCUAUGCCACAUACCACCAAUAUCGAUGUCAUUCUAUCCUCGCCUCACUUCGUCAAAAAUCCUCCGCAUCUACGGAAACUACUGCCAUCUCAAAAAACGGUUAUUCUAUCCCUAAAGGUGAUUGGUUUGAUAUACUUGUCACCCCACAUUAUUUUGCAGACAUCUUAAUCUAUGUUUCUCUCAAUAUCCUUUACCAUUUCAACAAUUACAUAUUUCUCUGUGGGCUUAUCUGGACGAUUGUCAAUCUCUCCAUCACAGCCAAUGAAACCAAGCAAUGGUAUGUCAGACACUUCCAAAAUGCAUUUCCGAAAGACAGAUAUAGGAUUAUACCCGGCUGUUAUUGAUGGUUUUUGUCUCUUUUAUUCCUAACUUCUAUAUUACAAAAUUUUGGGUCUUCUUCAUUGAUACAUAAAAUCACACAUUAACAUUAAUUGAUAAAGAGCAACCUAAUUGUGUGGAGAAAAUUUCGUAAUGGUGCCUGUAAUGGUAUCGCUUUUGCUUUUGGUUGUUUAUUUGUUCUUUGUGAAUCUGUAGUUGAAUCGUUUUCUUGUGAA
This is a messenger RNA of Mycotypha africana, 1410 nucleotides long. Its product is annotated as 3-oxo-5-alpha-steroid 4-dehydrogenase-domain-containing protein. Gene Ontology annotation, molecular function: 3-oxo-5-alpha-steroid 4-dehydrogenase activity. Gene Ontology annotation, biological process: dolichol-linked oligosaccharide biosynthetic process; polyprenol catabolic process. Gene Ontology annotation, cellular component: endoplasmic reticulum. The transcript has 2 exons. NCBI's taxonomy places the organism in Eukaryota, Fungi, Mucoromycota, Mucoromycetes, Mucorales, Mycotyphaceae. Bases 232 to 1200 code for a protein of 322 amino acids. The record is from RefSeq and is a predicted model, not a curated record.